Messenger RNA from Apis cerana (Asiatic honeybee), 1823 nucleotides. RefSeq lists its product as uncharacterized. Lineage: Eukaryota; Metazoa; Arthropoda; Insecta; Hymenoptera; Apidae. The record is from RefSeq and is a predicted model, not a curated record.
AUUAUAAAUAUUAAAAUGUGUUAUUCUUAAAACAUGUUAAAAAAAGUCAUAUCGUAAUCAUUAAUUCAUUGGAAAUAAUGAAAUCAAUUAAUUUACAAUAAAUAAAUUUUAGAAUAAAUCUCAUACGACCAAAGUUGCUUUCGAACAUAUUCCACAUAAGUACUGCCGGAAGAAAAAAGAAAGAAAGAUUUAAGAGUAGGAGUUACCGCGCGUAUCUAGCCACUUUCAUUGUUAUUUGAUCUGCCUUACGCUAAAGGUGCAAGCUGAAUAUUUCCAUUUCUCUGAACGAAUAACUAGUAAUUUUAUUUAUUUAUUACAAAAUUUUUCAUCAUUAAAAAAAGAUAUAAUAUCUUCGAAUUUUCAUUAUAGAGAUGGUGUCAUUCUGUGAAAUAUCAGUGAUUAUGUUGUUGACAUUUUCUUCGAUUAAUUUCAUUCAUUCGAAUAUUGGCAAUUGGGAAGCCUGUGGUGGAAGAUUAGAACGUGCCCUAGAUGCACUUCACAAAGACUCGAGUAGACGAAAAGGAUUUGAAGAAGAGAAACCAGGAACGUUGUAUCAGCAAGAACUUCGUUCUGUACCACUUGAAAUGUCUGUCUCCCGGAUUGUUGUGAAAUUAUCACAAGGAGCUAGAAACACGGGAAAUUGGGCAAGGGUUGAAAAAUGCAUCUACGAACCCAACAACAAUUCUCUUCAAACUCGAGUCAUGUUCAAUGAUUUAUCUGUUUCUGGAAUGGUUUCGUUAAUACCACGAGAUCAUCAGUCUCCUGUAUCAGCUGAGUCUUGCAGAAUGACUUUAAGAUUGAGACGUGCAGGUGUCGAUUUUUUAACGAGUCCAAUCGCUCGUGGCAGAGGGCAAAUGCGCAUUCGAACGGAAUCUAGUUUUUUAGAACCGAGAUUUGCUUCUAUUUAUGCUUAUGGUUGCCAUCCUACACGUUUAGACAAACAAAUUAAGAGACAGGACAAAUGGCCUCCGUUUUAUCCACCUCGAGAUGAAUAUACAAUUCUACCUUUAGCAUUGAAUGAUGAUUACGAGGCAGCAGAACCACGUCAAUUGGUCGGUGUUUCGAAAGAGGUAGACGUUGUCAUUCCAAACGAAACUCGUCAAUCUCGUUUCGUAAACGCUCCUGUUACAAAAUUAGGAAUAUGGAAGAAAAAUGUUUGGCUCACCAAAUCUCCAUUGCGGAAAAGGCGGGCUCUUGUAAAAUCUAAUGUUGUUGCGAGUUCUUCGGAUGUACAUCGCUUUCUAGAUUCUUUUAAAAGUAGUCACAAAGCUAAUAUUCGUUCCAUAAGAAUACCGAGAUCAACGGAGAUGAUCACUCCUCAAGAUUUUGUAACCGCAUUGAUCAGUAAACGGUCAAAAAUCAAUGAAACUGGUAAUUGUACUGAACAUCGAACAGGACAGAACGAUCUAAUCAAUAUAACUAAAAUUCUUUUAAGAAACUUGGAUGACAGCAAAUCAAAGACAAAUGUCAAGAGAGAAAAAAGUUAUCCGAUAAUGGAAAAAGAGGAAUCGAAAGAAACUAGACAUUUGUAUAUUGAUGAAUCGUUAGACAAUAUUUUUCCAAUUGAUCUAGAAAACGAUAGUAAAAAUUGGCAAUCUAAAGAAAACAUAGCUAGAGAAAUGGAAGAUGUUUUUUUAAGAGGUGCCAGUCAGGCUUUGACCAGAUAUAUUGAAAGACAAUUGCAUCCUGCUAUUAAAGAAACACUUAUGAUUUCUAUGGGAUAUACUAUCAGUUAUGGAUAAUGUUUUUCAUUAGUUAGUAAUAAUUUCUUAUAAUUUAAUUUCUCGAAAAUUUAAAUAAAUAUUGUAGAAAUUUAAAUAAAA